AUGGAGGACAUAAAAGCUAGCACCAAAACCGUUCCAACAGCUCUUGAGACUGUACCCAAGUCCGAGCACAAGACAGUCGUCGACUCAAGUAACGAUGAUGCUAUCAUUCCUCAGGGGCACAUCGACCCCGUAUUCGAAGCGAAAGCCAGGGUCCUAAAUCGUGCGAUCCAAGACAUCGGCAUGGGAUGGUACCAAUGGCAGCUUUUCGUCGUGGUCGGAUUCGGCUGGGCAUCAGACAAUGCAUGGCCUAUCAUUACGUCUCUCAUAUUUACGCCCAUCGCGAACGAGUUCCAUCCCAGCAGACCGCCAUUGCUCUCCCUCAGCCAGAACAUUGGCCUUCUGGCUGGCGCCAUCUUCUGGGGAUUCGGGUGUGACAUUUUCGGCCGGAAGCUGGCCUUCACCCUGACGCUCGGCGUCACGGCUGUCUUCGGGAUGGCGGCCGCCGGAGCUCCCAACUUUGCGGGCAUCGGCGUCUUCGCCGCCCUCUGGUCCUUUGGCGUGGGUGGAAACCUGCCUGUGGACUCGGCCAUCUUCCUCGAGUUCCUCCCGGCAUCGCACCAGUUCCUGCUCACCAUCUUGUCCAUCGACUGGGCUCUUGCGCAGUUGAUCGCGACCCUCAUAGCCUGGCCGCUGCUGGGGAACUUGACGUGCCAGCAAGACACGGUUUGCAGGAGGGGGGAUAACAUGGGCUGGCGCUAUUUCGUGAUCACCAUGGGCGGCCUGACGUUGAUCAUGUUCCUCGUCCGGUUCCUCUGCUUCACCAUCUUCGAGUCGCCCAAGUACUUGAUGGGCAAGGGCAAUGACGAGGAAGCCGUACGAGUGGUCCACGAGGUGGCGCGCAGGAAUGGGAAGACGUCCAGCCUGACGGUGGCGGAUCUGAAGGCGUGCGAGCCCGAGGGCUACGUCCAUAAAGCUAACGUUGCGGAUGCCGUCAAGCGGCGUCUCGAGGAUGUCAAAUUCGACAGAGUCCGUACUCUUUUCUCGACCAAGCGACUUGCGCUUUCGACGGGCCUGAUCAUGGCUGUUUGGGCGUUUAUCGGUCUCGGAUAUCCACUGUACAACGCCUUUAUUCCGUAUAUCCAGGCCAUCAAGGGCGCGGAGUUCGGAGACGGGUCGACAUACUUGACGUACAGGAACUCGCUUAUCAUAGCGGCCAUUGGAGUGCCUGGGGCUUUGCUUGGUGGCUAUCUGGUUGAAAUUCCUCGGCUGGGGCGCAAGGGAACGCUUUCGAUAUCCACGAUCCUCACUGGCGUAUUUUUGUACUGCUCAACCACGGCGCUCAACUCGGCGGCUCUUCUUGGUUGGCAGUGCGCUUUCAAUUUUUGCAGCAAUAUCAUGUACGCGGUACUGUACAGCUUCACGCCGGAGUUGUUUCCGACGCCGGAACGAGGGACUGGGAACGCGCUGACUGCCACGUGUAAUCGGAUUUUCGGGAUUAUGGCGCCGAUUAUCGCCAUGUUUGCGGAUCUCCGAACUUCGGCGCCGGUUUAUACGAGUGGUGCUUUGUUCAUAUUCUCUGGUCUUUUGGUACUCGCCUUGCCAUUUGAAUCAAGGGGGAAGGCCGCGCUGUGA
This is a messenger RNA of Sordaria macrospora k-hell, 1572 nucleotides long. RefSeq lists its product as uncharacterized. Gene Ontology annotation, cellular component: membrane. Gene Ontology annotation, biological process: transmembrane transport. The record is from RefSeq and is a predicted model, not a curated record. NCBI's taxonomy places the organism in Eukaryota, Fungi, Ascomycota, Sordariomycetes, Sordariales, Sordariaceae. Gene Ontology annotation, molecular function: transmembrane transporter activity.